UCAUCUAAGUUGUGAUUUUAAUUUGCAGGUGGAACCAUGCCAAUAAAUGUCCAAGCACCACAAGUUUCACAGCCUCCCUUUCUGUUAGAUGGUCUAGCAUCACAGCAAGUCUUCAAUGAUCUAGCUUCAGGCAUUCCUCCUGUCACAGCAUACUGUAAAGGUGGUUUGAAAAUAGAGUUCAACUUUGAACGUUCCAACACAAAUCCCAAUGUAACAGUUGUUACAAUUAGUGCUACCAACUCCACAGAUGGAGACAUGACUGACUUUGUAUUUCAAGCUGCAGUACCAAAGACAUUUCAGCUGCAGCUUCUUUCUCCAAGUAAUAACAUAAUUCCAGCACGAAAUGCAGGAGCUGUUACACAGGUUAUUAAAGUACUUAAUCCACAGAAGCAACAACUUCGCAUGAGGAUAAAGAUCACGUAUAACCUUAAUGGAUCACCAGUGCAAGAUUUAGCAGAAGUAAAUAACUUUCCCCCUCAGUCGUGGCAGUGAUUGUUUGGAUGGCAACGACCUCUUUUCCACAAGUGGAUUUUGGUAAAUCUUUGGGAACGUCAUAUCCUAAGAGUGCCCUUAUGCACAACAUCAUAACAUGUAUAUCAGCCCUCAAUGCGAGAUGCAAAAUUAAUGAACAAAGUCUGAGGAAUAUCAUGCCUACAAAUGCUAAUCACUUUUCAAAACACAUCCAUAUUAGUCUCUAUCACCAUCAUGUUCAUCGUUGGAGUAUCUGCUUGUGGUACGCACUACACAUCUUCCUGCUUUACCCCACUGAUCUUUGCAGAACUUGGAACAUUUGCACAGAAAAGUGAACCAGUUUGUCAGUAUGUGCCCAGCAGCUUUGCAAGAUUUCAGCACAUAAGAAGCUAUUGUUUUCAACUACUUACCACACAUUUAUUAGGAACUUGAAGGGGAGAGCAUUAUAAAUUGGUUGCAGUAGGUUCUAUACUGUAAUAAUUUUCAAACCAUUCAACAACGGAUCUCAAUAAAAUGUACCACGGUCUUAAAAAGCAUUUUUGCCCUCUCUUGGCAUUUAACUUGUAAACAAUACAAGUAAUUAAUUGGAUGAUGACCUUCAGUGCUUUCUCAUCCAAAAUCUACUUCUAAUGGGUGAGGAUUGCUGAUGUUUGCUUAGUCAGAAAACAGUGCCAGUCAGUUCACUUGCUGAAUUUUGAUAGAGGUCUAAGUGUCCGCGACAAUCUGAUUUUGCAGCAAAGAAUCUUAGUCACGUCAUUGUUCUCUUGAGCAAUAUGACUUCCUGCCUUGAUUCUUUUCAAAAACAUAUUAUUUUUUAAAUAAUCUUAACAGUCUCAAAGUUUGAAUCACAUUUUUAUACAAGUCCGCAAAACUAAUACUUUGAUACAAUUUCAUCUGCACUGACUAGUUUAGCAAAUGCUACUUUUUCACUUCUCUAGAACAGAAAGAGUUUAAUUAUUGGUCCCCUCUUUAUUUUCCUAUUGCAAGAUUAAUUUCCAUAGAACAUACCUGCAAACUAUUAGCAGUCAAACAUUUCAGCCUCCUCAAAGUCUAUUGCAUUAAAGGUCAAUGACAAAGUUUAGUAUUUCUCGGUCAACUUCAUGUAUAUUAUGAUAUGCAUUUGUACAGUUAUUAAAUUAUGUAAUUACUUUUGGAGGUUUUUACUUCAAAUUGGGUUCACAAGUUUUUUUUUUGUGCCAGAUGAUUAGCAUUUGUCAGUUGAUGAUUGGGUCCAAUUGAAUCUUUGGAAGUUCCUUUUCUUAAAAGAUUAAAACAAACUGAAGCCUAUUCAGUUUUAUUAACUUAAAAUUACAGAACUGCUGAUGUAAGUAAAUCAAUGCACUAAUUUGGUAUCUUCAAGACAAUUCGGAUUAAAGGAACAACAAAUACUUUGGGCAGUUUCUGAUUCUAUAUAUGGAUGAAUUAAAAGGGAUACUGUAAUUUAAAUCUUGAGAUUUACCUAACUAAAACUGAGGAUUGAUGGAAAAUGGCUUCUAAGCAAAAAAUGAUUCCCCUUUUCCGUGUGAUAUUCAAAAGUGGCUUAAAACUUUGGAAUUUUUUUUGAAAAUGGUUUGUAUUUUCCAAUACAAAGGAAAACUGCUCCACUAACCUUUUUUUAUAGGUAUGGUUUCCAGCUGCCAUCUUAGUUGAGCUUUUAAAUGGUGGGUGAAGAGAAGAGAAUUUCUAUUUAAUUUUAUCAGAAUCAAAAUAUGUUGGACAGACUGAAAGUCCAGAAUGUCUUGGUCAAUUGAUAGUAUGUAUACUUGAUGCUCUUAAUGUAUGUAACUGCAAAAGUGCUGCUGUUUCAAUAAAUGUAUAGGGCAGAGCAGAAAUUGCAAUUUCAAACUGAGCUACUGCAAAACAUGGCAAAUGGUUCUGAUCUUUGAGGGGAGUUAGAUUUAACUGUAUACGCUGAUUUGUAUGCACAGUAUAUAAGCUGGAGUAUGUUUGCAGGAUCACGUGAAAUUAACAUUCGACAAAUAAGUUGUAUUGGUAAUGGGAAAUGCGUGACUACUUUCUUUGCUUAAUAUGAAACCAAUUAAUGCAAAGGAAGAAAGUUGGUUUUCUAUUAUGGUGUGUUGAAGGAAUGAACAUAUAGGAUUAAAAAUAUUUUCAUAAUGCAGUCUCUAACAAAUGAAAUAUAUCGCCAUUAUUUAAAUGGAGGAUCUGUGCUUUAUCUGAUUUAUCCUGAUCCUACAGAAUGGAGGUAAAGUAGGUAUUUCUAAUAUCUGAUGUUAAUGUUGAGCAUUCAUGCUUAGUUAUGUAUGUAGCAGUACUAACUGCAAGAUAACACUCACCUCAUCAAGAAUGUGAAUUACAGUAAUUCUCCUUUCAUCACUCUGCAAAAGUUAUUCAGUAAUAAUUGAUCCAUUUCAUUUAAUGGACAGUCUAAUCUGAUGACAUCACUAUCUUAAUGGAACAGUUGUACAUUUCAUUUAUUUUGGAUAACUCUUUUUAAAAGCUGAAGUCCAAGUUUAAUUUUGAGUUGAUAAAGCAAUAGUAAAUUGAUCUAUUCUAAUGACUUCCCUAACCAUUUUAAAACUAUAAACUUGAGCCAAUUUUCUUAAGUGGAACAUACAUUCUUUUGUAAUUUUAAAUUAUUUUGAUAAAUGAAAUUGUCCAUAUGAAAACUUCAAAAUAAGCUGUUAUAGAGGUAACAGUAAUUCCAGCCAUACUCUCUUCACCAACCACUUUGAGUCAUAAAACAUGCAAAGUUACUUUUAGGUUCUAAUAGUUAAUGAAUAGGACACCAGAAUAGGCAAUAAAUUUUUGUUCCUGGAAAAAUUAAGUGCAUUACUAAAGUAUGUGACCCGUUGGCUUUAUUAAUUGUCAGUAUGGCUACUUAAGGUUCAAUAUAUGAGGUUGAAAAGAGAUUUCCAUUAAGAUACCAGCAGUGACCAUAUUAUGUAUAUUGCAUGUUGGCAGUUAUGUUACUUCAUGUUAAUGACAAACACCUAGCUACUCUUAAUGUUUUGCUUUCAUUUUAUUAUUGGUGUGUGCAUCAGUUCAGAGUAUUUUUUCAGUUAUCACCUCUGAAAUUGAAUCACUAUCUGUCAUUUAAUAACUUCCUGUUAAACAGGGGUACAAUGAUUUCUUAGAAAACUGAGAUUGAGAUUUCCUACCUAUGUUGUUAGUGAUCAUGACGUCAAUUUGUAUCUUUGUGACUUUAGGCUUUUCUGCAACUGUCAGCUGUCAUUGCACGCGGCGUAUUAGCAACCUGUUAAAAUAGAUUAGCAAGAAAUCAGAUUGGAAAAAAAUGUAAAGAUUGAUUUUUGGCUGUCUUGAGCAUAAAUAUGCUUUUUUUUUCAUUUGUUUUAUUUUUGGUCUUCUACUUCCGUCCUGAUUGGUUAAUUUAAUCAACCAGAAAUUGAAUUCUCCAGUCUGCGGCUUUGUUCCACAUCACCCAAAAUGUUUUCACAUCUUUAUCAAUUUCUGUAAAAUAAUCCGUUUUUCUCCAAAAAGAAAUGGAAUUCAUCUCAGUUAGAAAAGUUGAAAGAACUUCUAUAUAAGAUCUAAUUUUUAAUUUGUUUUGAAAAAUGUAGCUACCGUGUAGAUGGAGCAAAGAUUGUCUUUGAAGCAUUCUUGAUUUUAAAAAAAACUUGAUAUCCCAAAUACAGCAACUCCACCUACCUGUUAGCUCUUUCAAAUGGCAAAGUUACAAAUAUUUGCUGUGUUGACUAUUGUUCAAAUCCAUCAUAACACUUUUUUUUUAAACUUUGGUUAUUUAAGCUGUAAAUCGCUGGCAGGUGUCAAUAUUAAAAUGAGUGAAAAGGAGAUCCAAGAAUUCACAUACUCUUGAGUAGAGAUUUCAGUAUGAAUGUAAAACAAGUUGGAAUCUAAUAUCAGAAGGGAAACAUUGUAAUUACAGUAAAUAUUUGAUCUGAGCAUGUCCUGCGGACUGGGAAGAAUAUAGGAACGCCUUUCUUAAGAAAUUGGGAAGUGGAUGGGUAAGCUUGAGAAAUAAAGCAGACAUUUUAACUACUGAUUUUAAAUUCCUUUUAUUUGCUGUGCAAUAGCAUUGAAGAAAUGUGGAUCAGCUUGUUUUCAGGUUCCAUGUUGAUCUGUCAACAUUAUCUCUGGUAUUUUUAUUGCUUUGGAUUUUUGUGCUGUAAACUGGCUUUUUCUGCACUAGCACCUUUACCAUUCUAUAUAGACUCCAAAUUUGAAUCUGUUGUUUUGUCACAUGGCUUCACAGUUCCAUAUCAGUCCUGCCUCCAUUCCUUUCACUGGACCAUUAGUAGCAAAACAUAGGUGCAUUAAUCCUGGAGAAACUGUUUUCAUUAAUUCUAUUCAUAUAGGGUGUAAAUUAAUCUUUAAGUGGAACUACCGUCCUAAAUUUUAUGCAUGUUUCCAAGAGUCUUAAAUGGCAUCAGUUUUAAUAUUAACACCUAUGAUUAAAUAGUGUUCUGUUGGUUAUUUUCACCUCAGCUGCCAGCACCUUAAUGCCAGAUUGGUUAACUUAUUACAAUAAUAGAUAUAUAUGAGAGUGAGUUAGAUGCAAAAACAGCUACUCAGAUGAUUCCAUAACAGCAAGAUACAUAUUGAAAUUGCUGGGAUGCUAUAAUUUUUCUUUUGAAGCUCACAGCCAGCUUAGGUGUGACACAUGAAGGGGUUGUGAUGACAUAGAUAAUAUGUACCUGAGGAGAGCUAAUAGUAGUUGGAUUAAUCAGUAUCCCUUAAGGUGAGUGUCUGUCUAGGCACAUGCAAGUAUGUUUGUAGGAUUGAAGGAGAAGACUGUUUCCACUUCCCUUUUUGCUAGAGACAGUUUUCAAAAGCUUUUCCUGCCAAGGCAAAUACUUGUGGAAGCUGAGCUUAAAAUAAAAGAUUUAAUUGAUCUGAAACAUGGUCUGAUCCACAGUGUAAAAUGGAGGUUGGAGUUGUCAAAUUUUGAACUAUUGCAGUCUAAUGUGUACCUCCUGAAAAUUGAUUAGAACUCUGUUCAGAAUGCAUGAUUUAAAAAUAAAACCUGUGUAAAUAGCCUGAUUUGUACUUGAUUUCCACUACCAAACAUAUUAACAGAUUUGACUGGUGAAACUGAGCCUGUAGUUUUUGAAAGCUGAAUGUAUCAUUCCAUUGUUUUUACUGCAAGACUACAUUGUUAUAGUACCUCCAUGGUACUAAAAAGGAGGGAAUUAAAUCUUUGGUUGCAUCACCUUUUUUCUUCCCCUGUGGUUUUCCUCCAUUUCAUAAGGUGUGCUGCCUGUGAUAUUUUAUCCUCAUCUAUAUCUUUCAAAGUUUUAUGGAGUAAAUUUAUCAUUGGGAAAUUAAACAAUUACUACAAUCUUAUUUUUGAGAUAUUGUACAAAAUAAAGUUCAUUUGAUCUUGAAGUGAAUGGGACAUAAAGGUUGUAAACGCUUACUGGGGACAUUUUAGAAUUCUGUAUGUAUUGUCUUUUGGGUUGGAAGAAUUAUCAUAAUUGACUAAUAAAAAUGGAAAGGUCCAUAA
Messenger RNA from Rhincodon typus (whale shark), 5917 nucleotides. Its product is annotated as AP-1 complex subunit gamma-1-like. Lineage: Eukaryota; Metazoa; Chordata; Chondrichthyes; Orectolobiformes; Rhincodontidae. Gene Ontology annotation, cellular component: AP-1 adaptor complex. The record is from RefSeq and is a predicted model, not a curated record. Gene Ontology annotation, molecular function: clathrin-cargo adaptor activity. The transcript has 4 exons. The coding region runs from base 37 to 492 and encodes 151 amino acids. Gene Ontology annotation, biological process: receptor-mediated endocytosis; intracellular protein transport; Golgi to vacuole transport.